CACGGACACAUACUCGUUCGCAUUCUCUCUACAACUCCAUAGCCUCCUCUGUUUCUCUGUGUUUCCUCUUCUGGGCAAAGAAGCUAUGGGGGCGACGAUACUCCCAGAUCUCGGGGCCGAGAUUUUGAUCCCGCUGUGCGCGGUGGUCGGCAUCGCCUUCUCCUUGGUUCAGUGGAUGUACGUUUCGCAGGUCAAGCUCUCCCCCGGCGGCGGCCGGGACUCCAACUCCGGGAAAAAUGGGCACAACGAGUACCUCAUCGAGGAAGAAGAAGGCGGUAACGACCACAACGUCGUCCUCAAAUGCGCCGAAAUCCAAAACGCCAUUUCAGAAGGAGCAACCUCGUUCCUCUUCACGGAAUACAGAUAUGUAGGUGCUUUCAUGGUUGCUUUUGCAAUCUUGAUCUUCCUUUUCCUUGGAUCCGUCGAGGGAUUUAGUACAAGUAGCCGUGCAUGUACAUAUGACCAAACCAAGAUGUGCAAACCAGCUCUCGCCACUGCCAUCUUCAGCACCAUUUCCUUUUUGCUUGGUGCUGUAACUUCAGUUGUUUCUGGAUUCCUUGGGAUGAAGAUUGCUACUUACGCAAAUGCCAGAACAACAUUGGAAGCAAGAAAAGGUGUUGGGAAGGCUUUUAUUAUUGCAUUUAGAUCAGGAGCUGUGAUGGGCUUUCUCCUCGCUUCAAGUGGUCUGUUGGUUCUUUACAUUGCUAUCAAUGUCUUCAAGUUGUACUAUGGUGAUGACUGGGGUGGUCUUUUCGAGGCUAUAACUGGCUAUGGACUUGGUGGAUCUUCCAUGGCUCUCUUUGGCAGGGUUGGUGGAGGCAUCUAUACCAAAGCUGCUGAUGUUGGUGCAGAUCUUGUCGGCAAGGUUGAAAGAAAUAUUCCCGAGGAUGACCCAAGGAACCCAGCUGUGAUAGCUGAUAAUGUUGGCGACAAUGUUGGAGAUAUAGCUGGCAUGGGAUCUGAUCUUUUUGGAUCCUAUGCUGAGUCAUCGUGUGCUGCCCUUGUGGUUGCUUCCAUUUCCUCAUUUGGGAUCAAUCACGAGCUAACUGCAAUGCUAUAUCCUCUCAUUGUCAGUUCCAUCGGCAUCCUUGUUUGUUUGCUCACUACCCUAUUUGCAACCGAUUUCUUUGAGAUCAAGGCUGUAAAGGAAAUUGAGCCAACAUUGAAGAGGCAGCUCAUAAUCUCCACUGUACUCAUGACCGUUGGGGUUGCGAUUGCUACAUGGAUUUCUGUUCCAUCUUCCUUCACAAUCUUCAAUUUCGGAACACAGAAAGUUGUGAAGAACUGGCAGCUAUUCUUAUGUGUCUGUGUUGGUUUGUGGGCUGGCCUUAUCAUUGGGUUUGUAACAGAGUAUUAUACAAGCAACGCGUACAGCCCUGUGCAAGAUGUUGCUGAUUCUUGCCGGACUGGAGCUGCGACCAAUGUCAUUUUUGGCCUUGCAUUGGGAUACAAAUCCGUCAUUAUUCCUAUUUUUGCCAUUGCAGUCAGCAUUUUUGUUAGUUUUAGCUUUGCAGCUAUGUACGGGAUUGCUGUAGCUGCCCUUGGAAUGCUGAGCACCAUUGCAACUGGAUUAGCGAUUGAUGCAUAUGGUCCCAUCAGUGACAAUGCUGGAGGCAUUGCUGAGAUGGCAGGAAUGAGCCACAGAAUCAGAGAGAGAACUGAUGCUCUUGAUGCUGCAGGAAACACCACUGCUGCUAUUGGAAAGGGAUUUGCAAUUGGCUCUGCUGCUCUUGUGUCCCUUGCUCUAUUUGGUGCCUUUGUCAGCCGUGCUGGUAUCAAAACAGUUGAUGUGUUGACCCCGAAAGUGAUUAUUGGUUUGUUAGUGGGCGCAAUGCUUCCGUAUUGGUUCUCUGCCAUGACAAUGAAGAGUGUGGGAAGUGCAGCUCUAAAGAUGGUUGAGGAAGUGCGCCGGCAAUUCAAUACCAUUCCAGGUCUCAUGGAGGGCACUGCCAAGCCGGACUACGCUACAUGUGUUAAGAUUUCGACUGAUGCUUCCAUCAAAGAAAUGAUCCCACCUGGUGCCCUUGUCAUGCUUACACCUCUCAUUGUUGGGAUCUUUUUUGGUGUGGAAACUCUCGCUGGCGUGCUUGCUGGAUCCCUUGUCUCCGGUGUACAGAUUGCCAUUUCUGCGUCCAACACGGGCGGUGCCUGGGAUAAUGCCAAGAAAUACAUUGAGGCUGGUGCGUCGGAGCAUGCAAGGACCCUUGGUCCAAAAGGAUCAGAAUGCCACAAAGCUGCUGUCAUCGGUGACACCAUUGGAGACCCUCUCAAGGAUACGUCUGGACCAUCGCUCAACAUUCUCAUCAAGCUCAUGGCCGUUGAGUCUCUUGUGUUUGCUCCGUUCUUUGCCACACACGGUGGCCUGCUUUUCAUUAAUGCAUAUCGCUUUUCGGUCUUCUGCGGUUUUGUGUUGUUUUCUCUUUCCAGCCAGUUAGUUUUAGCGUCUGGUUUUGCUUUCGCAAAUGUCCGCCCGCAGCAUAAAAUGUUAUCUCUCCGCCUCCACCACCCGUCGCCACCCAAACCAUAUCUCUCUCCCUCCCCCUUCGUAAAUCCCCAAAGCCUUAACCUUUCCCCAAACCCAACAACUACCCUCCCCCUCCGUCGCAACUCCCUCAAAAUCCAAUCCAUCGACGCCGCCCAAUUCUUCGACUACGAGUCCAAUCUCGCCGCCCAGUUCCGCUACGCAAGCAUGCUCAAAAUCGCCGUCAUUGGCUUCGGCAACUACGGCCAAUUCCUCGCCGAGGCCCUCGUCGCGCAAGGCCACACCGUCCUCGCCCAUUCCCGAUCCGACUACUCCAAAACGGCGCAAGACCUCGGCGUUUCGUUCUUCUCCGACCCCCACGACCUCUGCGAGCAGCACCCGCAAGUUAUCCUGCUAUGUAUCUCCAUCAUCUCCGCCGAGCCCGUCCUGAAAUCGCUGCCUCUCCAGCGCCUCCGCCGCAACACCUUGUUCGUCGACGUGUUCUCCGUCAAGGAGUUCGCCAAGGCGUUGCUGCUCAAGUAUCUGCCUCCCCACUUCGAUAUUCUUUGCACCCACCCGAUGUUCGGACCCCAGAGCGCCAAAAACGGCUGGAAAGGGCUUCCUUUUGUGUACGAAAAAGUCCGGAUUGGGUCCGAAGAAUCGCGGGUUUCGCGGUGUGAUAAGUUUCUGAGCAUUUUUGAGAGAGAAGGGUGCAGGAUGGUGGAGAUGAGCUGCGCCGAGCAUGAUAAGUACGCGGCGGAGUCUCAGUUCAUCACCCACACGGUUGGGAGAGUGUUGGGGAUGUUGCACUUGGAGUCCACUCCGAUCAAUACGAAAGGGUAUGAGACGUUGUUGGAUUUGGUGAAGAACACGGAAGGGGUUAGCUUCGAUUUGUAUUACGGGCUGUUUAUGUACAACAAGAAUGCCUUGGAGAUGUUGGAGAGGUUAGAUGUGGCUUUCGAGGCUUUGAAGAAACAGAUUUUCGGGCUUCUGCACAAUUCUGUGCGAGACCAGAUCUUUGGCGAUGCGGAGAAGGGAAGAACUUUGCAGGAGGAUAAUGCGAAUCGGGCUCAGAAUGGAGCUGCGUUGGCAUCUUCUUCUAGAGCUUCGAGAUCGCCGAAAAUUGCUCGACCACAUGACCAAAAAGCAGAGGUUUCUGAUGAAUCUAGGCUAGAUAUUGCAAUUGUCGGCUUUGGUAACUUUGGCCAGUUCCUUGCUAAGACUAUUGUACGUCAAGGCCAUAAGGUUCUAGCAUUCUCUCGAUCAGAUUACUCUGAAGUGGCUCAUAAACUAGGCGUUUCAUACUUCUCUGAUGUGGAUGAUUUAUGUGAAGAACACCCUGACGUGAUACUACUUUGUACGUCUAUUCUUUCAACCGAGAAAGUUUUGAGGUCAUUGCCCCUCCAUAGGCUCAAGAGAAAUACUUUAUUUGUUGAUGUUCUUUCAGUGAAAGAAUUUCCCAGAAAUCUCUUUCUUCAAACGUUGCCACCGGAGUUUGAUAUUCUAUGCACGCAUCCUAUGUUCGGACCAGAAAGUGGUAAGAACGGGUGGAAUGGCCUCGUUUUUGUUUAUGAUGAGGUCAGGGUUGGAAGUGAAGAAUCUAGGGUAUCACGGUGUGAUCAAUUUCUUGAUAUCUUUGCACGAGAAGGGUGCCGAAUGGUGGAAAUGUCUUGUGCAGAACAUGAUAAGCAUGCAGCAGGCUCACAAUUCAUUACACACACUGUAGGAAGGAUUUUGGAAAAAUUGGGUUUGGAGUCGACACCAAUCAACACAAAAGGUUACGAGACUUUGUUGAAUUUGGUGGAGAAUACAGCGGGAGAUAGCUUUGAUCUUUACUACGGUUUGUUCAUGUACAAUGUAAAUGCAAUGGAGCAGCUGAAGAGAUUGGACAUGGCAUUUGAAUGUUUAAGGAAGCAGCUUUUCGGGCGCUUGCAUGGUUUUGUUCGGAAGCAAAAUUUUGAGACGUCGGAAGAAGUGGAAAAGUGCAUCCAGCAUGUUGUGUGACCGCUGUAUGCCACUGAAACUCAACAGAAAAUUUGAUAAGAUGGCAAUAAGGCCGGCGAUGCUGUAUGGCAUGGAAUGUUGCGCUGUGAAGCAUCAACACGUACAUAAAAUGGGUGUAGCGGAGAUAAGGAUGCUUCGUUGGAUGUGUGGGCACACGAUAAAGGAUAAGAUUAGGAAUGAGAAUAUCCGAGGUAAAGUAGGAGUAGCCGAAAUUGAAGAAAAAAUAAGAGAAAAUCGGUUACUGUGGUUUGGACAUGUGCAAAGAAUGCCUAUUGACGCUCCGGUUAGAAAAUGUGACUACGAGACAGAGGUUCAAGGUUGAAAGGGUAGAGGAAGACCUAGGAAAACUUUGGAAGAGACUCUAAGAAAAGAUUUAGAGUACUUGGAUCUAACGGAGGAUAUGACAUAGAAUCAAUCGCAAUGGCGUUCUAGGAUUCAUAUAGCCGAUCCUAUUUAAUGAGAAAAGACUUUGUUAUUGUUGUUGUUGGAUAAGUCUCAAGUUACGCAGGAACAACCGUUGUUGCCAGAACCAUCCUAGGGUGAGCAAAAUUUUGAGAAGUCGGAUGAGUCUCAACUUACGCAGGCAAGUUGUUGCCAGAACCAUCCUGGGUGAAUCUGCGCCAAAGUCAAGGAUGACCUAUUUUGCUGUCUUUGAUUUGCUAUGGUGAUCUUUCAGUAACUUAUUUAUCUACAUUAUCACAUAAUUUUCUUUCUUUUUUAUGUUUUUUUAUUAUUCUUUUUUAUUGUAUUAUGAGGGGUUAGGAUUAUGAUCCCUGACUAGGUGUAAUUUUUUUUCGUUAUAAAUAAAAAUCCUCAUGUACCGUCGAGGUUUUUUAGAAAAAAAAACAUAAGUUUCUUUGAUUGUAUCAUUUGUGGGUGUUCAAUUAAAAUUCUUUUUUCCA
Pyrus x bretschneideri (Chinese white pear) is the source of this 5367-nucleotide messenger RNA. Its product is annotated as pyrophosphate-energized vacuolar membrane proton pump. Gene Ontology annotation, molecular function: inorganic diphosphate phosphatase activity; diphosphate hydrolysis-driven proton transmembrane transporter activity; prephenate dehydrogenase (NAD+) activity. The transcript has 11 exons. The record is from RefSeq and is a predicted model, not a curated record. Gene Ontology annotation, biological process: L-tyrosine biosynthetic process; proton transmembrane transport. The coding region runs from base 86 to 4465 and encodes 1459 amino acids. Gene Ontology annotation, cellular component: membrane. Lineage: Eukaryota; Viridiplantae; Streptophyta; Magnoliopsida; Rosales; Rosaceae.